CUGGCAGUAUCGAAUAUGGCGGCUAUAUCUUUUGGAAGCAUACUGCUCCUUCUCCUUUCUCUUUCGUUGGCUCAGCUACUCCGAUGGAACCCAAUGUGGUUUGGUCGUUCGGCGGGGGAGCUGCCAUCGUCGUCAGAGUUCUUUGUUUUUCACGAACACGAUACUCUCGACGACGCCCUCUUUCAACACGUUGGACAGCUGGGCGAUGAAUUUGAUGCGUACCGGAAUCACUGUUUACGGGUUUUGAGCUUUGCGGUACAUCACUUGGGUGGACUCCGAAACGUUACGAACCGUCAAGUCAAUCUCAUGGCGCUGGCACUCGCGUAUCACGAUAUUGCUCUGUGGACGGACGGUAAGUUGGACUAUCUGGACCCGUCCGCCGCGCUCCUGUUGCGAGAUCUGCGCAAGAACGACAAAAGUGGUUCCGUCCAAGAUCUGCAGGACGCUGACUUUGUGACCCUGCGUGAAAUUGUGUUGCAGCACCACAAGCUGACGACUUGGACUCCUCCCGAAGGAAGUCAGGCCGAUGAGUUGCUGGUGAACGCCGUGCGCAAAGGCGAUUGGGCGGAUGCCACCAUUGGUAUGAUCCGCUUCGGUUUACCUGCAGCCUAUUUAGAGAAGGCAUAUACAGAGUUACCAGAAGGCGGAUUCCACCGAAUACUUGCUCGCAUGGGAGGACGGCUAUCACCUGAUUCAAUCACUGAAAGGCUCGCUGUCCUCAACAUUUUCAAGUUGUAAAAUAAUUCACUCGGUGAAGGUUGACCGCUACUAAAGAAUCGACCAAAAAA
Molecule: messenger RNA, 788 nt
Organism: Phaeodactylum tricornutum CCAP 1055/1
Lineage: Eukaryota; Bacillariophyta; Bacillariophyceae; Surirellales; Neidiaceae
Exons: 1
Coding region: 16-738 (240 amino acids)
Source: RefSeq, a predicted model, not a curated record